AUGGAGGAACCAAGGCGUUCGAAACGACUUCGCUCCAUGGCCCCUAAUCAAGCUUCAGGUGGGCCUCCUACAGAGCCAGGCUGCUCUGGUGUGGACCAUGAAGACCCUAUAGAGCCAGUCCAAACUGCAAAACCCACUGCUUAUGUGAAACCCAUGAGAUGGGAGCCCCCAGCUCGCGCAGAGCUGGCUCGUCCUGCAGGAAGAGGCUGGCGCAGGGGAGGAAGCUGGCGGGCAGGUCGAGGCCGUGGCAGUGGGGUCGUGCUCCGCAGGGUCCCCGGCCAGAGAGAGGGGCCAGACGUGUACCUCCAUCUGAACUACCAUGGAGAGCCAGGCCACCAGGGGGAACCGGAAGCCGGGCAGAACCCAGCCUUCUCUUUUACUGAAGCAGCUCCUAUGCCCGGAAUUGUGCAGGAAGGCCCCGGUCCCCAUGCAGCCCAGCCUGAGGUGGGGUUUCAGGAGCCACCUCCUGCUCCUGGGCCUGCGGCUGUGGCCAGGCAGCCCAUAUUGGCCCUCUAUCCCUGUAUCGGGUUCAGGCCUCUGGGUGGCUCAGCUUUUUUGCGCAUCAUGCAGACCUCCAGUGGCACCUACGUGCACGAGGUCCCAGUGUACCUUGCCCACACUGCACACUAACCUCUGUCACCCAUAUUGCUGGCAGCCUCCCUUUCUUCCACCUGAACGUUCCCCCAUCCGCAAACUCUAGCCCCAUUUCUGCUCCACUCCUCCCUGCCCAUCCCAGCCAGGGCCCUCACUUUGUGUUGUCAUGUGCCUCCAAGUCCUCCUCCCAGGAUCCUGACAGUAGUCCAUCUGCUUCCAAUGUCCCUCUUGCCUCUGCUUUGUAUGUUCUGUCAAAGAUACAGAUGCAUGGAAUUCCUCAAUGCUUAUUCAAAUAAACCAGCAGCUUCCUGAGUCCUUUUAGUGUGCUUAUAUUAAAAGCCAAUUAAAGAUACUUGGGAUGAAAAACAAGGUUGUUGGAAUCCAAAGUUAUGUUGAUGAUUUGAAUCACAGAAUAGAUAGGACUGAGAAUAAAAAACUAGAUAUUUGGGCAAGAGAGAGAUGGAGAGUGUGACAGAGCAGUCACCCAGGGAGCUCUCCUGUGGAUCCACAGGUCAUCUAACGUGGAGCUCCCCAGGGAUCCAUCAUCCUGGGGAUCAGAGGUCAUGUAACAUGGAGUUCUCCUGGGAUCCAUUGUCCUGAGGAUCCACAGGUCAUGUAAGGUGGAGUUCUUCUGGGAUCCAUUGCCCUGAGGAUCCACAGGUCAUGUAAUGUGAAUCUCUUACGGGAUCCAUUGUCCUGAGGAUCCACAGGUCAUCUAACAUGGAGCUCUCCCAGGAUCCAUCAUCCUGAGGAUUUGCAGGCUAUCUAACAUAGAGCUCUCCCAGGAUCCAUCGUCCUGAGGAUCCACAGGUCAUCAAAAAUGGAGCUCUCCUGCAAUCCAUUGUCCUGA
Molecule: messenger RNA, 1444 nt
Organism: Rhinopithecus roxellana (golden snub-nosed monkey)
Lineage: Eukaryota; Metazoa; Chordata; Mammalia; Primates; Cercopithecidae
Product: proline-rich protein 20G-like
Source: RefSeq, a predicted model, not a curated record